CAACGUAAUUUUCACCAAAACAUUUGCAAUCACACCUCCAAAUUUCUCAAAGAACACCAAAACAUUUGCAAUCACACCUCCAAAUUUCUCAAAGAAACAAAGAAAGCCAUGGCUGCAGCUAAGUCUAGUAUCAAAACUGCAACACCAUUCUUCCUAGUUCUUUAUUCAACCAUGAUCCUAUUUUUUGCUUUGCCAUGUUUUUCUUCUGAUCCCGACCCUCUACAAGACUUUUGUGUUGCUGACUUGAGCUCCACCACUAUUGUGAAUGGGUACUCCUGCAAGCCAGCGUCCAAGGUUACGUCAAGUGAUUUUUUCUAUAGCGGCUUGAUGAAUGAAACGAGCACAGCGGAUCCCUUUGGGUUUGGAGGGACAUUCGGUGAUGUUACCACCUUCCCUGGGUUAAACACCCAGGGACUUUCAAUAAGCCGACUCGAUCUCGCACCUGGUGGAAUUGUUCCACUUCAUACACAUCCCCGAGCAAGUGAAGCUAAUUUUGUCGUGAAAGGGGAAGUACUUUUUGGGUUUAUCACUACUAAUAAUGUCGUGUACUCAAAGGUUAUGAAAGCUGGAGAGUUGAAUAUCAUUCCUAGAGGGCUUGUGCACUUCGCCAAGAACGUUGGACAGGAGAAGGCCUUCGUACUAGCUAUUCUUAAUAGCCAGCUGCCCGGAUUUUCAAUACUUCCUAUAAACCUCUUUGCUUCUAGCCCAGCAAUUCCUAAUGAUAUUUUAGCUAAGAACUUCCAAGUUGAUGAGGCCGUCAUCGCUAGCAUAAAGUCUAAGUUUGGUAACUAACCAAAAUACGAUGCCGUUCUUAGGAAACUGUACCAUGGGAAGAUGUGAGUCUUGUUAGAGAAUCUGUGGAAUGUUCGAGUAGGUUUCACUCGAAGAGUCAAUAAUAAAGCAGCCGAUGAGCUUGCUAAGUGUGCUAGGUCUAAUCCUUGUAAUCAAGAAUGGUGGCAAGAACCACCUUCUCUACUGGAAUCGUUCCUGUCUAUGAGCAGGACUAUGUAACUUUCAUCUUUGGUUUUUCAAGAAAACAGCUAAAUGUGGUUUUUCCUGGUUA
Molecule: messenger RNA, 1063 nt
Organism: Papaver somniferum (opium poppy)
Lineage: Eukaryota; Viridiplantae; Streptophyta; Magnoliopsida; Ranunculales; Papaveraceae
Product: germin-like protein subfamily T member 2
Exons: 1
Coding region: 109-792 (227 amino acids)
Cellular component (GO): cell wall
Molecular function (GO): manganese ion binding
Source: RefSeq, a predicted model, not a curated record